This is a messenger RNA of Closterium sp. Naga37s-1, 1155 nucleotides long. The record is from the annotation of a GenBank genome assembly. Lineage: Eukaryota; Viridiplantae; Streptophyta; Zygnematophyceae; Desmidiales; Closteriaceae.
AUGGAGGUUGAAGGUAGGGCACAAGAGCAAGGGGCCGCAGGGGUGAGUGAAGCGGUGCAAAGCGGUGAAGUGGGGUUGGCGGGCGAGGCAGGUGGGGGAGCGGCAGGAGAAGGGGCAGAGGAGAAGGAAACGCAGGGAGACCAGGGUGCAGGUGUGGAGGGGGAGGGUGCGCCAGUGGGAGCAGCAGGGGUGGGGGACAUGCAGGGGCACGAAGUAGCAGCAGCAACAGAAGGGGAAGGAGCAGGAGGUGAAGGGGCUGGUGAGUCUACUGCCCUCUUGCCUGGGGAAGGGCCAAACGGAGAAGGGGCGCCAGGGGAAGGGGCAGGUGGUGAUAGCACAGGGGCAGAAGUGGAAAGGGAGGGGGAAGGGGUGGGCGCAGGGGAUACAGGCGGGGCAGCAGAGACAGGCGGGGGAGCAGAGGCAGGGGCGGGAGCAGAAGUUUCUGAGAUUCAUGUGGAGGUGGAGGGCGGGGAGGAGGGGGAGGGUAAAGCAGGGGAGGGGCUGCAGCAGCAGGAAGAGGGUGGAGCAGGGGGGGAGUCUGGUGGUGCUGCUGCUGGAGGUGCUGGGGUAGCAGUAGCAGAGGCAGGUCCAGGGGAGCCAGCACCUGAAAGGACUCCUGAAGACACGCCUGGGGAUGCCUCUGCUGCAGUGCCUGCUGCUCCCGCUUCCACUGGAGCUGCUACAACGGCCACUGCUGAUUCUACCGCUGAUGCUGCCGCUGGUGCUGCUGGUACUACUGGUACUGCCGGUACUGCUGGGGCAGUGGAGGGAGCAGCAACACAGCAGCCGGGUACAGGAGUGAGCACAGCAGGAGCAGCAGCUACAGCGGGAACAGGCACAGCAGAGACAGCAGCAGCAGCAGGAAUGGCUUCCCGACCCAGGAGGUCCACAGCAGGGCUGAGAGGCAGGGCGGCAGCAGUGGCGGCAGCAACGGCAGGGCGAGGUGGGGGGCGGGGGGAGGCGGGAGAGGGGGGUGGUGCAGGGGAAGGGGAGGCGGCUCAGCGCGCUGCCGCCAGGCAGGCCCGAUUCGGUGCCGCCACGUCUCCCCGCCGCGGCCGAGGGCCGGGGCACACGAGUGAUCAGCCUGGUGCAGACAGGUGGAAGGGGAACGUCCAGCCCACGUGGCCGUGGGAGAGGCAGGGGGGCUGCAGGUAA